GCGUGCGUUUUAGUUGUUAUACGAAAAAAAGUACAUGCUGGUGUCAUUAUCAACUUUUUUAGACUGAUUUUUGUGUUUAUACUCACUUAAAAACAAUUUCACCAUGUAUUUGAUGUAUUAUUUGGAUGACAAUGGUAAUCGCAUCUACACCCUAAAGAAAAUGGAUCCUUAUGGAAAACCUACUCUGUCUGCACAUCCAGCGCGAUUUUCUCCAGAAGAUAAAUAUUCCAAGGAAAGAAUCACGCUGAAACGCAGAUUUGGGUUGCUUCCAACACAGCAACCAGCACCUGCUUAUUGAAAAGUGAAAUAUCAUAUUAACUUGAAAAUUUUUAUUUUCAUUGUACAUAAAACAAC
Copidosoma floridanum is the source of this 354-nucleotide messenger RNA. It is a transcript of the gene Nop10, whose product is annotated as Nop10 ribonucleoprotein. Gene Ontology annotation, biological process: ribosome biogenesis; positive regulation of telomerase RNA localization to Cajal body; rRNA pseudouridine synthesis. The record is from RefSeq and is a predicted model, not a curated record. Gene Ontology annotation, cellular component: box H/ACA snoRNP complex. NCBI's taxonomy places the organism in Eukaryota, Metazoa, Arthropoda, Insecta, Hymenoptera, Encyrtidae. Gene Ontology annotation, molecular function: telomerase RNA binding; snoRNA binding.